Argentina anserina (silverweed cinquefoil) is the source of this 664-nucleotide messenger RNA. RefSeq lists its product as uncharacterized. The transcript has a single exon. The coding region runs from base 45 to 509 and encodes 154 amino acids. NCBI's taxonomy places the organism in Eukaryota, Viridiplantae, Streptophyta, Magnoliopsida, Rosales, Rosaceae. The record is from RefSeq and is a predicted model, not a curated record.
CGCUCAAGCAAACCAACAAAACUCAAGAGAGCCAAGUGAUCACGAUGAAACCCAUCGACGACAAGAAAGAUACGGUGGCGAUUCGGGUGGUGAGCCACGACGAGGAGGGUCGGAAGAGAGUGGAGAAGAAGGAGCUCAGUACCCACAACAUCGACACCAUCAAGUACGUGGAGAAGAAGCUCAUAGACAAGGGCGUGCAGCGCAUGGACCGCCACCCCAUCGGCGGAAUCGGGAUUGGAAGGCCACCGUCGAAGUCUGGCCACGGCGGGAAGUAUACAUGGGAGGGCCCCGGAGAUGUGGCGGAGUACGAAAUGGACCCAGUUCCGGCGGCCAUAGAUGAGGGGGACCCCAACUAUGUUGAUGAAGAGGUGGGGAAGAGGAUUGUGAAGGGAAAGGAGGCUGACGUGGCGGUAAUGGUGGUCGGGGAGGUGGAGGUGGCGAAGGUGGCGGAGAAUAAGGAGGGGGUGGCAAGAAUUGAGGUUGAUCCACAGCUCAACGCUGAGAGUUGAUUAAUGUUUGGUUUUAAUUUAGGCUUUGGGAGUUUGGGUAGUGAAAUGUCAAAUGUAGAGAGGCUUAAAGAUCUCUUUGUAAUAAAGGUGUUAAGUUUGGAUUGUGCGAACGUUUUUUAUGAGAAUAAUUUAUGGUACUCGUGGCUCUGGUUUUC